This is a messenger RNA of Osmerus eperlanus (European smelt), 1748 nucleotides long. RefSeq names its product alpha-1,3-mannosyl-glycoprotein 4-beta-N-acetylglucosaminyltransferase C-like. The transcript has 6 exons. Gene Ontology annotation, biological process: protein N-linked glycosylation. Lineage: Eukaryota; Metazoa; Chordata; Actinopteri; Osmeriformes; Osmeridae. The record is from RefSeq and is a predicted model, not a curated record. Bases 166 to 1620 code for a protein of 484 amino acids. Gene Ontology annotation, molecular function: acetylglucosaminyltransferase activity.
CACGGCUUCACGAGCCAGUUUACCCCACAUGAUGAUUGUGCGAUAAUGGAAUGUUGCUUAACCGGAUUAUAUAUUUUAAAAAAAGAAGCUUGACAGGCGAUGCAGCACUGUCCGUGAAAAAUUAGCAUUGCUGAAAACGAACGCACAUUUUUGAAAAACAGGGAGAUGCAUUUUCGAAGGCACAGGAAUCUUGUUGUUACCGUGGUGGUGUUUCUGGUCCUCAUCACCAUUUUGUACAUCUCUGGGCCAAAGGACAUUGACACGUCAUGGUGCUGUGUUGAGGUGAGGCCCCUCCAGGCUCGCUCCGCCUCCUUCACCAACAUCACCCAAGGGAAAUUGAGUGUUCCUCCCCUGCAGCCAGAGUCAUGGGUGGAUCAGGGAGACUAUCUACCAAUCAGAGUGUCCUACACCCUUCUGGCUGGAACGCCCCCCACAGAGAAGAAGUUCCUAACGGUGGGGCUGUCGUCUGUGAGGCGUAAGAAUGGCAGCUACCUGCUUGCCACCCUGCGCUCCAUCUUCUCCCAGUCCUCCAGCGCCGAGCGCAGCUCCCUGCUGGUGGUGCUGCUGCUGGCUGACUUCGAUGCCCAGUGGAGGGCCUCCACGCUGGGGCAGAUCACGGCCGAGUUCUCCCCCCAGCUGGAGCUAGGACAGCUACUGGUUAUACAUGCACCCCAGCGCUACUACCCCACUCUCACAGGUAUAAAGAGGAACUUCGGCGACGCCCCAGACAGAGUGAUGUUCCGCUCCAAGCAGAACGUGGACUACUCCUUCCUGCUGCUCUACAGUGCCCCCUGGAGCCGCUUCUACCUCAUGCUGGAGGACGACGUCGACUGCAGUCACAACUUCCUGUCCGUCAUAAGGGGGCAUAUCCGGGAGCAGGAAGCCAAGGCUGUCGCCUGGACGACACUGGAGUUCUCGUCGUUGGGGUACAUCGGUAAACUCUACCGCUCAGCCCACCUCCCUCUCUUGGCUCGCUUCCUCUUCCUGUUCUACCAGGAAAUGCCCUGCGACUUCCUGAUGAGUCACUUCCGGGUUCUGCUGGUGAACCAGAGGGAGGCAAUCUUGUUCAAGCCGUCCCUGUUCCAGCACACUGGCACGUUCUCCUCCUUCAGGGGAACCCACAACAAUCUGAAGGACAAGGACUUCCAACCCGAGCCGCUGUCCCACAACCCCCACGCCACCGUGUUCUCAGACAUCCCGGCGUACAAAGACCACCUGCCCGGCCACGCCUACCUCCCAACCGACUCGCACUUCUUCUGGGGGCGGGCGCCGUCAUCGGGGAACCACCUGACCGUCAUCCUGACCAAUCCCGUGGUGGUGAGGGGCGUUACCGUGGAGACGGGGUCGGAGGGCAAGGACCUUCUGGCGUCGGCGGUGGUGGAGCUGGGUCGCGACCCCGAGGGGGAGAUAUGUCGGACCUUUGACCCCCCGCUGGGGGAGAUGGGUCCUGACGGACGCUUUGAGAAACAGGAUGUGGAAGAGAUUCAGGGCUCCGCCUCUUCCUGUGUGCGGAUCCGGGUCACCGCCGACCAGAAGGACUGGGUCAUUAUCCGGGCGAUCAGGAUUCGCACGGAGGAGAGGGGGCUGGGUGAGGGGGGGCAGGAAUUGGAGUUCUGGUGAACAUGUAGACACAUACCCUAACCCUACUCUGCCCUUCACCUAGUGGGAUAAUGGAUCACUUUUAUAUCUCAAACCUUUUACAGUACACUGUGUGAUUUGUUCCCAGCAGUAAAGUGUAAUCUACUGUU